AUGGCAGUUCCCACAAUCUGCGAAAGCUUAGUGCAGGUUCCUAGCUCAGAUAGCGGAGGCAUUUCUCACGGCCGGUUCACCAUCACCCUAACCGGCGAUGAAGAGGACACAAAGAGCAUCUAUUGCCAGCCCGAGCCCACCUACGACAGCCUGAGCACCAGCAACCUGACCCAAAGCAGCACCUUUAACCUGAGAACCUUCGGCUAUAACACCCUCGAUGCAGUGCCUAAUUAUGAGCAUUAUGUUAACACCCACAUGACCGGGCAGGAGAAGAAAAGCAGGCCCACCCUAGCAGACCUCCGUUGCUACAUCAUGGAUAUGGGACAAUAUCCACCCCCAUUGUAUGAGAAUAGACCUGAUGAUGAACUUGGCAAAGAAGAAAGGGAGGUACAAUUGAAUAGCAAUAAACUUGCAGAAGAACCUGUCCGAUUUGGCUGGAUAAAAGGUGUUCUGAUUCGAUGCAUGUUAAAUAUCUGGGGAGUUAUUUUGUAUUUGCGAUUGUCAUGGAUUACUGCACAGGCUGGAAUAGCAUUAACAUGGUUAAUCAUUAUCAUGUCCGUAAUUGUAACCAGCAUUACAGGUCUGUCCAUAUCAGCAAUAUCUACAAAUGGCAAAGUCAAAUCAGGUGGUACAUAUUUCCUCAUCUCUCGGAGCCUUGGACCGGAGCUUGGAGGUUCCAUCGGUCUCAUCUUUGCUUUUGCAAAUGCGGUUGCAGUUUCUAUGCAUACUGUUGGCUUUGCUGAGACCGUGAGAGACCUGCUCAUUGAGUACAAUGCAACAAUUGUGGAUCCCACAAAUGAUAUCCGGAUUAUUGGAGUCAUAACAGUAACGGUGCUACUUGGGAUUUCACUAGCUGGAAUGGAAUGGGAAGCAAAGGCACAGGUUGGCUUCUUCUUUGUGAUCAUGGUUUCCUUUGCAAACUACAUCGUGGGCACUAUUAUCCCAGCUUCAAAAGAAAAACAAGCCAAAGGCUUCUUUAGUUAUAGAGCUGAUAUAUUUGCCCAAAACUUUUUGCCUAACUGGCGAGGUGAUGAUGCAUCGUUCUUUGGCAUGUUUUCCAUUUUCUUUCCCUCUGCAACUGGCAUCCUGGCAGGUGCAAACAUCUCUGGUGACUUGAAGGAUCCUGCUAUAUCCAUUCCGAAGGGAACCUUGUCGGCCAUUUUUUGGACAGCCUUUUCCUACCUUGUAAUCACUGCUACCAUUGGAUCUUGUGUGAUACGUGAUGCCUCUGGAAGUGUGAAUGACAGCAUUCCAAUUGGGUCAAUGGAUUGUGAGGGCCUUGCCUGUGAUUAUGGAUGGAACUUCACCAAAUGCACUCAGGCUGGUACUUGUAAAUAUGGACUUAGUAACUACUACCAGACCAUGAGUCUAGUUUCUGGAUUUGCCCCUUUGAUUACAGCUGGAAUCUUUGGAGCUACCCUUUCCUCGGCUCUUGCCUGCCUCGUGUCUGCACCCAAAGUCUUCCAGUGUUUGUGCAAAGAUAAUCUUUAUCCUGGUAUUGGCUUUUUUGGAAAGGGCUUUGGAAAGAACAAUGAGCCCAUUUACAGUUACCUCCUCACCUAUGUCAUUGCUGUUGGUUUCGUUCUCGUUGCGGAACUGAAUACGAUUGCUCCCAUCAUCUCCAACUUUUUCCUGUGCUCAUACGCUCUCAUCAAUUUUAGUUGCUUCCAUGCUUCAGUUACCAACUCCCCAGGUUGGAGACCUUCAUUCAGAUAUUACAACAAGUGGGCCUCCCUGUUUUGUGCAGUCAUUUCUGUGGUUAUCAUGUUCUUGCUGACGUGGUGGGCAGCCCUUAUAGCUAUUGGAAUUGUUGGCUUCCUUCUGGCUUAUGCAUUGUACAAAAAGCCUGCUGUAAAUUGGGGGUCAUCCAUUCAAGCUGGUUCCUAUAACAUGGCCCUCUCCUAUUGUGUGGGGCUGAAUGAAGUGGAUGAUCACAUUAAAAAUUACAGGCCUCAGUGCUUGGUUCUUACUGGUCCUCCUAACUUUCGUCCAGCAUUGAUAGAUUUUGUGGGGACUGUCACCAAAAACCACAGUUUGAUGGUGUGCGGUAAUGUGCUAAUCGGUCCUCACAAGGAAAAGGUGUCUGAGAUAUCCUCAAAUGGACACAUCAAGUGGUUGACCAAGAGGAAGAUCAAAUCCUUUUAUACAAGUGUGGCAGCAAAUGAUUUACGAAGUGGAACACAAAUGCUAAUGCAGGCUGUAGGUCUUGGGAGGAUGAAGCCCAACGUACUUGUGAUGGGAUUUAAAAGGAAUUGGCAAUCUGAUCAUCCACAGAAUGUGGAAAAUUACAUUGGCAUCAUCUAUGACUCUUUCGACUUUAAUUAUGGUGUAUGCAUGAUGAGAAUGAAGCAUGGCCUUAACAUUUCAAGAAUGAUGCAGGCACAUGUGGACUCCAGUGCGGUUGUUGUUGCGCAACAGGCCAGUACCAUCUUCCAGUUGGAGCAAGGCAAAAAGACCAUUGACAUCUACUGGCUCUUUGAUGAUGGAGGCCUCACCCUCUUAAUCCCAUAUUUGCUCACUCGCAAGAAGAGGUGGCGCAGUUGCAAUGUUCGUGUAUUUGUGGGAGGUCAGAUCAAUCGUAUGGAUGAGGAGAGAAAGGCGAUGAUUACGCUGUUAAGCAAAUUCCGCCUUGGUUUCCAUGAGGUCCAUGUACUACCAGACAUCAACCAGAAACCACGUCCUGAACAUUUAAAGAGGUUCGAGGAUCUGAUCGCUCCCUACAGACUGAAUGAUGGUUUCAAGGAUGAAGCCGUUGUUAACGAGCUGAGGAAAGAUUGUCCUUGGAAGAUCUCAGAUGAGGAGAUUAAGAAUAGCAACACAAAAUCACUCCGACAGGUGAGACUGAAUGAGAUCUUAUUGGAUUACUCCCGUGAUGCUGCGCUUGUAGUUGUUACAAUGCCUGUUGCAAGAAAGGAUAAAUGCCCAAGCACACUGUACAUGGCAUGGCUGGAGAUACUUUCUCAGGACUUGCGUUCCCCUGUCCACUUAAUCAGAGGAAACCAGCAAAAUGUCCUGACCUUCUACUGUCAAUGA
This is a messenger RNA of Carcharodon carcharias (great white shark), 3033 nucleotides long. It is a transcript of the gene slc12a3, whose product is annotated as solute carrier family 12 member 3. The record is from RefSeq and is a predicted model, not a curated record. NCBI's taxonomy places the organism in Eukaryota, Metazoa, Chordata, Chondrichthyes, Lamniformes, Lamnidae. Gene Ontology annotation, biological process: potassium ion homeostasis; chloride ion homeostasis; cell volume homeostasis. The transcript is spliced from 25 exons. Gene Ontology annotation, cellular component: membrane. The coding region runs from base 1 to 3033 and encodes 1010 amino acids. Gene Ontology annotation, molecular function: sodium:potassium:chloride symporter activity.